CAUCACAUCCUAUUUCAUUUAUCCUUCCGAGUUUCUAGAACUCCCCAUCGUUUUUAAUGGCGGAUAGUUCAAAUUCAUAUUCCAAUGCAAAUACUUCAAACAGAGUAUCAAGCAUUUCAACCAACAAGUCCAAGCGUGAAGGCAGUUUCGAUCACACCGAUGAGAAUACAAAGAAGAUAAAACCAGAAGCCUCGCGUUUGGUUGAAUUUGAAAUUGAAGCUAAUAGCAAAAGCCGUUUCGAGAUAGAAGCUGAUGCGGCAGAGGAUAAAGGAUCAAGGAACACCAUGGAAGAUGCUUGGGUUGUUCUUCCUGACGCCAGCAAUGGUACUCCGGGAAAAUUGAGAUGUGCUCAUUUUGCAAUAUAUGAUGGCCAUGGAGGUCGAUUAGCUGCUGAUUAUGCGCGGAAGCACUUGCAUGGCAAUGUUCUUUUAGCUGGCUUACCACGUGAGUUGCUAGAUGUUAAAGCUGCAAAAAGAGCAAUACUUGAGGGGUUUAGAAGUACAGAUGAAACUCUUCUCAAUGAAAGUAUAGCAGGGGGGUGGCAAGAUGGUGCUACGGCUGUUUGUAUUUGGGUAUUAGGACAAAUGGUUUUUGUUGCUAAUAUUGGGGAUGCAAAGGCAGUUUUAGCUAGGUCAAUACAAUCUGACGUUCCAAAUGAUGGCUCAGAUGGUUCAACUCUAUUAAAGGCCAUUGUUUUGACAAGGGAACAUAAAGCCAUUUAUCCUCAAGAACGUGCUCGCAUUCAGAAAGCGGGUGGAUCUGUGAGUUCAAAUGGAAGAUUACAAGGCCGGCUUGAAGUUUCUAGGGCAUUUGGAGACCGUCAGUUUAAAAAGGUCGGUGUUGUUGCAACCCCAGAUAUCCACUCAUUUGACCUUUCUGAAAGAGAUCAUUUCAUGAUUAUGGGCUGUGAUGGCUUUUGGGGGGUGUUUGUGCCCAGUGAUGCUGUUCGAUUUGUUCAAAACUUACUGAAGGAGGGAUUGCCUGCUUCACAGGUGAGCCGCCGCCUUGUGCGAGAGGCAGUCCGUGAGCGCCACUGCAAAGAUAACUGUACUGCAGUAUUGAUUGUUUUUAAGCAUGAGUAGAAACUGCACUGCCUAGACUUGUUGUAAGUUAUUAUGUGCGAGGGAAUAGUAGGAACCUACUAAAUGAAAGGUAAGACUCAAAGAAAUCUAUGGUAAGGUGGAUAAUAGCCCUUUAAGCCAUCUCUUAUGUGUGAUGUGUCAUGAUAUGUUUCCAUGUUCUUACGGAUGUAGCAGUAAGACUGUCGUGGGUGAUCUUUGAAUAGUAAAAAGAUGUUCAUUCUGAUUAGGCAUGGACUCGGGCCGGAUCAGGCCCGGUCAGGCCGCCGGUUUGUAACGGGUCCGGUUCGGGCUGGGCCACCUGACGAGCACUUUGUCACGGUGCGUCAAAAUAAAUUCAAUACUAAACACUUAUACGUAGUAUAGCGUAGUAGAGUUCGUACCACAAGGAAAGGA
Molecule: messenger RNA, 1475 nt
Organism: Cuscuta europaea
Lineage: Eukaryota; Viridiplantae; Streptophyta; Magnoliopsida; Solanales; Convolvulaceae
Source: the annotation of a GenBank genome assembly